AUGGAGGAGUUCCGCAAGCUGGUGCCCGUCCAUGGUACCCUGUUCGAUCGGGAUGCCCUUCUGGAGGUCAUCUACUCGCGCCAACACCGUCCGGAUGAUGACCUGUCUGUGCGCUACUACGCGCGGAUGCUGUUCCGCGAGAUCCAGCGAGAUGUCGUGCUGCUGCCCAUGUUCCGGGAGUACAUGCAGCGGCCAGUGCAGCAUCUGAACGUGCCCGAAGCCUUCUAUCUGAUGAGCCUCUGGAUGGUUCCGGAGCAAACCGACAACCGAGAGUCCAAUCUCCAUACUUGCUACAGCAAGAUCGCCGGCUUGGUGUUGGAUGAGCUGCGUGGACGGCUCCCCGAGCACCCGGCCGCCGCCUGGACUACGUGCAAGAAGAACCCGUUCGGACCCACGAUGUGGACGGAUGACCAGACGCUGAAGCUGCUGAACGCGAUGAACGUGGUGCUGUAUGACCAGCUGGCCCUGAUGAAGGAGGGCGGACCGGAGGACGGAUCGGCUUCCGAACUGAGCUCGCUGGUUAUGUACCUUCGUCGCCACCUCCACUCUGCGGGAUCCGGGACGCAGACUGUAAUGGGGACAGUGUACUCCUCUGUAGCCGGCAUGCUGGGCGUCAAUCUCCACAACGUGCAGUUACCGCACAGCUCGAUGAUCUGCUGGCACAAAGCGGACGGUGAAGAGUACCUGUUCAUCGACGUUGUCCGCCGCGGCAUGCGGCUGUCCUGGGAGCAGGUGCUGGAGGAGCUGAAUGCUGAUCACCGGGAAGUGGACCUCCAGAUGCUGGAACCCUUUCCCAGGGCAGGGCUGCUGCGUCGCCUCAUCAAUGGCGCAGUCCAUCCGGAUGCCCGCCGGCCAGGGACCGGCUUCGACCUGGUCUCGUUGGAGACGCUGGCGUGCUGGGCCCGCAGCGACUGCCGUCCGAACACGGCCGCAAUCGUUGACCUGAUGUCGACGAUGGCUCGUGCCCGGCCCAUGUACACGCGCCGCCUGUUGCAGCAAUUCGUCGAGACUAAUGGCUCGCUCGUGGCUGAGAACGAGAGGCGUGGUCUGGAAGCGCUCAUGAAACACUUCAAGAGGAUAUACAAGCGGCUGGUGCGCUCCCUAGACGAACAGGAGGCUGAAGUGCAGAAAGUGGUAAGAAUGAACUGGAUUUGA
Messenger RNA from Pollicipes pollicipes, 1155 nucleotides. RefSeq lists its product as uncharacterized. The record is from RefSeq and is a predicted model, not a curated record. NCBI's taxonomy places the organism in Eukaryota, Metazoa, Arthropoda, Thecostraca, Pollicipedomorpha, Pollicipedidae. The coding region runs from base 1 to 1155 and encodes 384 amino acids. The transcript is spliced from 7 exons.